Molecule: messenger RNA, 603 nt
Organism: Scomber scombrus (Atlantic mackerel)
Lineage: Eukaryota; Metazoa; Chordata; Actinopteri; Scombriformes; Scombridae
Gene: hmga1a
Product: high mobility group AT-hook 1a
Exons: 5
Coding region: 64-366 (100 amino acids)
Biological process (GO): regulation of DNA-templated transcription
Cellular component (GO): chromatin; nucleus
Molecular function (GO): DNA binding; transcription coregulator activity
Source: RefSeq, a predicted model, not a curated record
UUCGUCUUAAAUUUAGAGUAGAGGUUAUUACCAAGGGAUAAAGGUCUGAAAAGCUAAGCAAACAUGAGCGACAAGGGGACAGUCUCGCCGAAAGAGAAGGAGGCUACAGAGAAGAGGGGGCGUGGAAGACCCCGCAAGCAGCCCCAAGUAAAAACCUCUGACGAACCCAGUGGGUCCCCUACUCCAAAGAGGCCCAGAGGACGACCGAAGGGCAGCAAAAACAAGACAGCCAGCAAGGGCAAAGCAAAAGCAGCCCCACCUGCAGUGGGAAAACGCAGGGGAAGACCUAAGAAGGAGGAGAAGGAAGAAAAGGCAUCGCAGGAAUCAUCUGAGGAGGAGGAAGAGGAGGAGGAAGAGGACCAGUAAUCCACAACGCAUGCUACCUCACUCAACAUACUGACUUACUGUUAACCAGAACUGGGCUGUAACUCCAACACCAGUGCCACCACAUGACCACUGUUCACGACAAAGCCCUCCUGCCAAAAGGAGGGUCAACACAGUACAUAUAUCAUGCAACAGCACUGGAUAGAACGAUGGACCUUGCUCAAGCAUAGAUCUAAGAAUUACAUGAAAGGUAACAGCCCUUUUCUCUACAGGUCAUGU